This is a messenger RNA of Hevea brasiliensis (rubber tree), 1359 nucleotides long. RefSeq names its product protein DUF642 L-GALACTONO-1,4-LACTONE-RESPONSIVE GENE 2. The coding region runs from base 61 to 1182 and encodes 373 amino acids. NCBI's taxonomy places the organism in Eukaryota, Viridiplantae, Streptophyta, Magnoliopsida, Malpighiales, Euphorbiaceae. The transcript has 3 exons. The record is from RefSeq and is a predicted model, not a curated record.
AGCACAUUCUCCCUCUCUCUCUCUCUAUCUCUCUCUCUCGCCGAGGCUACAACAGCCACAAUGUACAGAGCCACGGUGCUGCUACUACUUCUUUGCACCGCCUGUCACGUCGCUUUCUCGGUGACCGACGGUUUAUUGCCAAAUGGGGACUUUGAGUACGGCCCAAAGCCAUCGCAAAUGAAAGGAACAGCAGUAACAGCAAAGAAUGCUAUCCCUAACUGGGAAAUUUCAGGCUAUGUUGAGUACAUAAAAUCAGGCCAAAAACAAGGCGACAUGCUACUAGUUGUGCCUGGUGGAGCUUUUGCAGUUAGAUUAGGCAAUGAAGCAUUCAUCAAGCAGAAGAUUAAUGUCACAAAGAACAGCUAUUACUCUAUAACUUUCAACGUGGCUCGCACCUGUGCCCAAGAGGAGAAGCUAAAUGUUUCUGUUUCACCGAAUUCAGAACCAAACGAUUGGGGAGUCCUGCCAAUGCAAACAAUGUAUAGCAGCAAUGGGUGGGAUACAUAUGCUUGGGCUUUCCAGGCUGAUGCUUCUGAAGUUGAGAUCACUAUCCACAACCCAGGUGUGGAGGAGGAUCCUGCCUGCGGCCCACUUAUUGAUUCUGUAGCACUGAAGUUUCUAUCUAAUCCCAAACGUACCAGAAGCAACUUGCUAAAGAAUGGAAAUUUUGAAGAGGGACCAUAUGUGUUCCCCAACGCAGACUGGGGCGUCCUAAUACCACCCCAAAUUGAAGAUGAUCACAGUCCUUUACCUGGCUGGAUAAUUGAAUCUCUCAAGGCAGUAAAGUACAUAGACUCAGCUCACUUUUCAGUCCCAGAAGGCAAACGAGCCGUUGAACUUGUGGCAGGAAAAGAAAGUGCCCUUGCACAGAUAGUUAAGACCAUACCCGGAAAGACCUAUAUCCUAACCUUCAAUGUGGGAGAUUCUAACAAUUCAUGCGAGGGAUCCAUGGUAAUAGAGGCAUAUGCAGGAAAGGAUAAAAUUGAAGUUCCUUAUCAAUCCAAGGGCAAAGGAGGGUUCAAGCGUGCCAGAUUCCAGUUCAAGGCUGUGUCAACACGCACGAGGGUUAUGUUCCUGAGCUCAUUUUAUACCAUGAAAAGUGACAACUCUGGUUCUCUCUGUGGUCCUGUAUUAGAUGAUGUGAAGUUACUUAGUGUUCGUCAACCACGUCGUCUUCUGUGAUAAGGUUUAAUUAAUUAGUUGCAUUGCUUAUGCAAUUGUGAUGUUGAUCCAAUUUGAGCUUAAUUAUGCAAUUAUUUUCAACAUAUCAUAUACUAUAGGAUUCUUGUAAUAGGAAGGAGAUGCCUUGAUAUGUGUUUAGAAUUUAAUUUCCCUUUUAUGUUACGAGAAUAUUUGUCA